Fopius arisanus is the source of this 1801-nucleotide messenger RNA. RefSeq names its product dual specificity mitogen-activated protein kinase kinase 4. The transcript is spliced from 6 exons. NCBI's taxonomy places the organism in Eukaryota, Metazoa, Arthropoda, Insecta, Hymenoptera, Braconidae. Gene Ontology annotation, molecular function: JUN kinase kinase activity; ATP binding. The coding region runs from base 263 to 1576 and encodes 437 amino acids. Gene Ontology annotation, biological process: protein phosphorylation; MAPK cascade. The record is from RefSeq and is a predicted model, not a curated record.
GCGUUUUCCCCCCCUGAAUUUUCGGGUAAAAGGCAGUUUAUUGAAAUAUUUCUGAUUUUUUUUAAUUGCCCGGUGAUUAUACGGCGAUUGGAGUUGAUCAUUGGUCUGGGAAUAAUCGGGGAAGGGAUCGCUGGAAUUUUGGGGUUGAUCGAACGAUGUGUUCGGGAAUAACGUACGUCAGACCUAGGAAUUCCAGUGAUAAAGUCUCCUAAGAGACUUUUCAACGUGUUCUUAUCGCGGGUGUGAGAAUCUGCGAGAUAUCAUGGCUGAGAACUCCGGGAAUUCGUCGAAUCAGAUGAAUCAAGGGGCUGGCCGAAUGUUCAACUUUCAGCAUCUGGACUUUCGAUCCAACAAUGACAUUCAGAAGGAGCAGUUUGCUGACAAGAAGAGACAGCUCAAAUUGUCCUUCCCCUCGCAGGGGGCUAGUGUGUCCUUUGGCAAUUCCACAAACUCGAGUAAUUCCAACUCCACUGGAAGUUCAUCUACUCCGCCAGCAGCACGUCCCAUUUUACCCCUGCCUUUACCGAAACUGCCGGCUAGACCGAGAACAGCUCCGCAGCCAACUCAUUUUCCUGAUAAGGCAAGGGAUAAGUUGAGAAUGUGUCAGUCAAUGCAGAGUACAGGCAAAUUACAACUGUCCCCUGAUACAGUUUACGAUUUUACAUCAGAAGAUCUUCAGGAUGUUGGAGAAAUAGGAAGAGGGGGUUUUGGCACUGUAAAUAAAAUGAUACAUAGGAUAAGCAAUACUGUUAUGGCUGUGAAGAGAAUUCGUUCCACUGUAGACGAGAGGGAACAGAAUCAAUUACUGAUGGACCUUGAGGUAGUGAUGAAGUCAAACGAGUGUCCGUGCAUUGUGCAAUUUUAUGGAGCUUUAUUCAAAGAGGGUGACUGUUGGAUAUGUAUGGAACUGAUGGACACAUCGCUAGACAAAUUUUACAAAUUUAUUUAUGAGAGAUUGAACAAGAGGAUACCAGAGUGCAUACUCGGUAAAAUAACAGUGGCAACUGUCAAGGCACUCAACUACUUGAAGGAGAAAUUGAGGAUAAUUCAUCGUGACGUCAAACCGAGCAAUAUAUUGCUGGAUCGACGUGGCAAUAUUAAGCUCUGUGAUUUUGGUAUAUCUGGACAGCUCGUCGACUCUAUUGCCAGGACACGAGACGCUGGCUGUCGACCCUACAUGGCUCCUGAACGUAUAGAUCCCCAACGAGCACGUGGCUACGAUGUCAGGAGCGACGUCUGGUCACUCGGAAUUACUCUAAUGGAAGUUGCAACUGGUUAUUUUCCAUAUCCAAAGUGGAAUUCUGUUUUUGAACAACUUUAUCAGGUCGUUCAGGGCGAUCCACCGAGACUGUCACCCAAUGGCAAUGGCAAUCAUUUUACUCCUGAGUUUGUCAAUUUUGUUAAUACAUGUUUAAUAAAAGAAGAAAAUCAGCGUCCCAAGUACAACAAAUUGCUGGAACACCCAUUCAUUCGUCGAUCGGAGGAGAGUCAGAUUGACGUUGCAGAGUACAUCGGUGGAAUCUUAGACAAUAUGGCUAACAAUGGUGUUACGCCUUUCACAACCAAUCAGCCUUAAAUCCACAGUAGAGUGAGGAGUUAUUAAUUAUUGAAAUUCGUAAGCGUUAGAUACAUUGCAAAAUCCAUGGGCUGUAACCAUCUAGCGUGCUUAAAGUCCAUUCGUUGUCCCGCUUUAGAGACUGUACCGUCGUCGUGUCGUGUCCUCAAUUAAAACUGAAAUUAUUGAAGAAAAGUAAAGAAUUCACGUAUGAAAAAAUUUUUAUCGAAAAAUCUGAAUUUUCCU